GUAGGAAGCGUUCUCUGCGUGUUGUACCAGACGGACGAGCUCCGUCACGUGACAGGGGAGUAACUGGUGCUUGGGUGCAGUCAGACGGCAUAUCCUUGGGUCCCGACGAGGAGCCAGCAUGUCCAUGGAGGACCCGUUCUUCGUAGUGAAAGGGGAGGUGCAGAAGGCCCUGGCCAGGGCACGGGGACUCUUCGAGCGGUGGGAGGAGCUUCUGGAGGACGGUACUCCUGUCAGCCGGGAUGAGCUGGACUGGAGCACCAAUGAGCUGAGGAACUGUCUGAGAACCAUCGACUGGGACCUCGAGGACCUUCAUGAGACCAUCAGCAUCGUCGAGUCCAAUCCGGGCAAGUUCAGACUGGAGGAGAGCGAGCUGCAGGACCGGAGGCACUUUGUGGAGCGGACGAGGCAGGACGUGCAGGAGAUGAAGGAGCAGCUGUCAAGCCCCUCAGCGAUGGCCAGGACUGAGAAGAAGAAUCGACAGGCCUUGCUGGCGGCUUCUGGACCGGCCCGGGCCGCCACGGUGCUGGAACCCCACCUGGUGUCGGCCAACUCGCGGUACAUCCAGGAGCAGCAGGAGCAGCAACAGCUGAUUAUGCAGGAGCAGGACGAUCAGCUGGGGCUGGUUUCGGGCAGCAUCCGUGUGCUGAAGGACAUGUCCGACCGCAUCGGCGACGAGCUGGACGAGCAGGCUGUCAUGCUCGGAGAGUUCGGCGAUGAGAUGGACCAGACCAACUCACGGAUGGAUUCGGUCCUGAAGAAGAUGGAGAAGGUGUCCCACAUGACGAGCAGUCGGAGGCAGUGGUGUGCGAUCGGAGUCCUGGCGGUCGUAAUGAUCAUCAUCCUCAUCCUCUUCUUCACACUUUGACCAUGGAUCUGCAAUGUUCUUUCCCCUCCUUCUGGACGGAUGCUAUGGAUGGAUGGAUAGAGGACUGGGGGGUAAAUCCGUCUCCUCCCGCUUUUGGAUACGGCUGCCCGCUGCGUUAUAGCCCAGCGUCCGCUUUAAAUUAGGCGGGACCUGCACCAGGUGCCUUUUGUGGCACGUAAAAAUUAUUUUUAAGCGCAGUUUCCUGAACCAGAGAAAUGGUACUGAAAGACAGCUUGAUGUUCACAAUAUAGUGGUCAUAGCUGCCUUCAUUUUUUUUUUUUUUAGGAAAAAAAAAACUUUAUAUUGAUGGGCCUGCACAGAUUAUAAAGGGUGCUUGUUUGAGGCCAGCUAGCCAAUCACAAUGGCCACUUCACUGACGAAGCUGGUAGUUGCUGGGCAAGACAGACAAGUAUAAAUGUCUUUCAUCAGUCUCGCCCCCUGGUGGACAUUGUGACUUCUUGUGAAUUUUCUGUGCUGUUCUGUUCACUGUUCUGUACUGUUUUUUUCCCCCCCAUUCCCUGGCUGUCGUCAAGCAAAUUUUUUACAUCUGUUUAUAACUGAUACGAUUUUAUUUCACCAAAAAUAUAUUACAGUGACAGGCCGAUUAUCCCCAUUCGCUUGCUCCAGGUGUGUGCUGGUCGCUCCCGCUGCCGGUGUCCCGUUGCCUGUCUGCAGACGCGCUGAAUGCCAGACCGCCUCUUUCUGCACUUUCGUUCCUGCUGUGUCAGGGAGUGAUGACCAGAGAAAAAUUACUUCUUGCAGUGCGAUGCCUUAAUGACACGAUCCCUGUUCUCAUCUGGCUUGGAGGGGAAAAAAAAAAACAGAGGACCACAUUGCUUUAUAUUUGUAAAUUUUAUUAUACAUUUUAAUAUUCUUUUUUUUUCCUGACUUGCCUCCAUGUCAGUUUACAGCUUAAAGAUAAAUGGUGACUUUCUGAAAUCCGAAUUAUGUCCACCCUUUCUUGCGGCUCUUAUCGUUGUGGUUUUUCCUCUCUGUUAGUGUUUGAAACCGUUACAGUAUUAUUUUUUUUUGUUGUCAGUUUUAAUCCAUGUAUCCACGCAUUUACCGUUUGUGCCGAUGACGAGAGGGAGUGUCGGAUUUCUGGCCCCUUCUGAACUUCCCCGAAGGUAUCAGGUGGUACUUCACUCCCUUGGGGAGUUGGGGUUGAUGGUAGCUCUCGGCUUCUGGACGUAACGCCCUCCUAAGCACAGGCAGCAUCAGAUGUACAGUAUGUGCUGCAUUCGCAUGAUGGAUGGGGCCUGUCUGUGGUGGGUGGGGCUGCUGUGACACUCCGUGGAAUGUGAUUGGUUGUGAUCGAUCGAGCGAUUGACUGAUUGGCCGUCUGAGCUGUUCGCUCCCUGUCCUGCUGUCACGGUUCAUUUCUCAGCCGUUUCCUCUGACCGUGUGCACGUGUGUUUCCCAGUAUUACCAGUGGGACAGGUGGCAUUGUCACAUUCCAGUUUGUGCUCCAUCGGCCACCGGGGAAGGGGACUGUCCCACGACAUCAGCCUGCCGAUUUGCAAAACCAGGAAGAUAAUUAGCGGGGGGACAAAAUGAACCCAAACUCUCUGGAUUCAAGGGGCUCCCAGCAUUUUGAGUUGCGCCCUUGAUAAUUUGCCAUGUGCCCACAGCUGCAUCCUCCCCCACCCCACGGAGGGGCACGUUACACCUGCCAUCGGUCAACCAGGACCCAACCAAGCAGGUCUGAAUCACACGGAUUAGAUUCAUAGGAAAACUGUGUUAUUGCAUUAGAUUUCGCCUCACAGUGCCCUCAGGGACCGGCUUCUGCUGCACUUCUGAUAAUCUGGUUUCAGACAGAAUGAGUAACUUGUCCCUGGUUUUCUGUAAAUAUAGAGGCAUACCUGAAAGACUGUAAGCUGUGGAGUGAUUGCCUUCUCCUCUGUAAAUUUUCCCAUGUUCUUAAUAAACCAUAUACAUUUGCUCUG
Messenger RNA from Paramormyrops kingsleyae, 2811 nucleotides. RefSeq names its product syntaxin-10. Gene Ontology annotation, biological process: Golgi vesicle transport. The record is from RefSeq and is a predicted model, not a curated record. Gene Ontology annotation, cellular component: membrane. NCBI's taxonomy places the organism in Eukaryota, Metazoa, Chordata, Actinopteri, Osteoglossiformes, Mormyridae.